Molecule: messenger RNA, 2650 nt
Organism: Salvelinus namaycush (lake trout)
Lineage: Eukaryota; Metazoa; Chordata; Actinopteri; Salmoniformes; Salmonidae
Product: V-type proton ATPase catalytic subunit A
Exons: 15
Coding region: 150-2003 (617 amino acids)
Biological process (GO): ATP metabolic process; proton transmembrane transport
Cellular component (GO): proton-transporting V-type ATPase, V1 domain; lysosomal membrane
Molecular function (GO): proton-transporting ATPase activity, rotational mechanism; ATP hydrolysis activity; ATP binding
Source: RefSeq, a predicted model, not a curated record
AGUGUUGUGAGUCCCGAGUCUCGCGAUCUGCAAAACUCGGAUUGAAUGAAGUCAGCUGAUCAUUUGCUGUCGUAUCGCAACUCACGUCUUCCCUAGGCAGAGGAUCAAAACGCUGGACCGUUUAAUUUCUGAAGAUCUAGCCUGCCAGGAUGGACCUGUCCAAGCUGCCUAAGAUCUGGGAUGAGGAGAAAGAGAGCGAGUUUGGAUACGUCCAUGGAGUCUCCGGCCCAGUGGUGACGGCCACUGCCAUGGCGGGAGCGGCCAUGUAUGAGCUGGUGAGAGUGGGCCACAGUGAGCUGGUGGGAGAGAUCAUCAGGCUGGAGGGAGACAUGGCCACCAUCCAGGUUUACGAGGAGACAUCGGGUGUAUCCGUUGGGGACCCGGUGCUGCGGACAGGGAAGCCUCUGUCAGUGGAGCUGGGCCCAGGCAUCAUGGGCUCCAUCUUCGACGGUAUCCAGCGCCCCCUGAAGGACAUCAACGACCUAACACAGAGCAUCUACAUCCCCCGUGGAGUCAAUAUCGGAGCCCUCAACCGAGACCUGAAAUGGGAGUUCUCCCCCGUCAAGAGCUUACGGGUGGGCAGUCACAUCACAGGGGGUGAUAUCUAUGGGAUGGUGUUUGAGAACUCCCUCAUCAAGCACAAGAUCAUGCUGCCCCCGAGGAACAGAGGAACCGUCACCUAUGUGGCUCCCCCCGGAAACUAUGACGUCUCGGAUGUGGUGUUGGAGCUGGAGUUUGAGGGUAUGAAGGAAAAGUUCACCAUGGUCCAAGUCUGGCCAGUGCGACAGAUUCGUCCGGUCACAGAGAAGCUACCCGCCAAUCACCCACUGCUGACCGGACAGAGAGUACUGGACGCCCUCUUCCCGUGUGUCCAGGGAGGAACCACAGCCAUCCCCGGAGCCUUUGGCUGUGGUAAAACUGUCAUCUCCCAGUCCCUGUCAAAGUACUCCAACAGUGAUGUCAUCGUCUACGUAGGCUGCGGGGAGCGAGGGAACGAGAUGUCAGAAGUUCUGCGAGAUUUCCCCGAGCUGACCAUGGAGGUGGAUGGGAAGACUGAGAGCAUCAUGAAGAGAACAGCGCUGGUGGCCAACACCUCCAACAUGCCUGUGGCUGCUAGAGAGGCCUCUAUCUACACAGGGAUUACGCUGUCUGAGUACUUCAGGGACAUGGGCUACAAUGUUAGCAUGAUGGCUGACUCCACCUCUCGAUGGGCCGAGGCUCUCAGGGAGAUCUCUGGUCGACUGGCUGAGAUGCCCGCUGACAGUGGUUACCCAGCCUACUUGGGUGCCCGUCUGGCGUCAUUCUACGAGCGUGCCGGCAGGGUGAAGUGUCUUGGCAACCCAGAGAGAGAGGGCAGCGUCAGCAUUGUGGGGGCUGUGUCUCCCCCAGGUGGUGACUUCUCUGAUCCUGUGACAUCAGCUACCCUGGGUAUCGUGCAGGUGUUCUGGGGUCUGGAUAAGAAGCUGGCCCAGAGGAAGCACUUCCCGUCAGUCAACUGGCUGAUCAGCUACAGUAAGUACACGCGGGCGCUAGACGAGUACUACGACAAGCACUUCCCUGAGUUCGUCCCGCUGCGCACCAAGGCCAAGGAGAUCCUGCAGGAGGAGGAGGACCUGGCUGAGAUCGUACAGCUGGUCGGCAAGGCAUCGCUGGCCGAAACUGAUAAGAUCACCCUGGAGGUGGCCAAGCUCCUCAAGGAUGACUUCCUGCAACAGAAUGGUUACACCCCCUACGACAGGUUUUGUCCCUUCUAUAAGACGGUAGGCAUCCUGUCCAACAUCAUAGCGUUCUACGACAUGGCGAGGCACGCGGUGGAGACCACGGCUCAGAGCGACAACAAGAUCACCUGGUCCAUGAUCCGAGAACACCUGGGAGAGAUCCUCUACAGACUCAGCUCCAUGAAGUUCAAGGACCCAGUGAAGGAGGGAGAGGCCAAGAUCAAGUCUGACUACGCCCAGCUGCUGGAGGACAUGCAGAACUCCUUCCGCAGCUUGGAGGACUGAGCCUUCACCCUGGGCCUUUCACCCCUCACCUGUGACCCCAUGGACAGUGCAUGUCUGUCGCACCCCCCGCGCCCCCGCCCCUCUCUCUGCAGCCUCACAUUCCACUGCCUUGUGUUUACACCCAACCUCCUGCCAUCAGUUUACUCAACGUGUGAAUGUGUAUGGGCAAAAAGAGAACAAAAUGUACUGUAUUCUUGUAUUCUGUUUCCUCACAGAUUCUAAAUCCCCCAGUGUAUUUGCCCCAGCAUGGUCGAAGAUCUGCCCCAACACCUUAAUGUGUGUAUGUUUACAUGUCUGUGUGUGGGACCCCUGCAUUGCCCCUCCCUUCCCCCUGUUUGUUUUGGACAUGGUCUCUGGCCCUAGCUGUGUACCUGAAGACUUCAGUUGAUGUAAUCAUCGUUCAUUAGCACUCUAUCUGUACAGAAUAUUGAUGAAGAUUAACAUCAAAUACUUAAUAAGCAGAGUGACUCUAUUUGUUGCAGGUGUCUGGACAUGGACAACUUGUGGGCUGGUUGUGAUUUAUGCUGUGUAGUCUUGUGUACUUGCUGUAUGUGUGUAUGUAUGUGUGUGUGAGAGAGAGGUGGGCUCUCUCGCCCUGUCCUUUCUACUGCUCAUGGGACAAGUCCCAAAGAAUAAAAGGCAACCAA